This is a messenger RNA of Gongylonema pulchrum, 347 nucleotides long. NCBI's taxonomy places the organism in Eukaryota, Metazoa, Nematoda, Chromadorea, Rhabditida, Gongylonematidae. The record is from the annotation of a GenBank genome assembly.
AUGAAAUAUCUCAUUUCGUUGAGUUUCUCAGUCUUCUUGCAGAAUGCAAAUGCAACUACAGUGUAUCCACAGCGAAAGAUCAAAGUUACGACAAUACCGGGAGAUGGUGUUGGCCCGGAACUUGUUUAUGCUGUAGAGGAAGUUACACGUAACACAGGAAUACCGCUAGAGUUUGAAGAAGUUUUCUUGAGGUUUCUCCUUAUUUUGCCUUCUUGUACUUCAAUUUUUGGUGAUAUUUUGAGUUUUUAUGCUCCUGUAUGCCUACAUGCUCACAGAUUCAUACACGUAACUCCACCUAGUCGUUAUUUCAUCUUCCCAUCUCAUUCGCGGCUUUCCCAGUUAUAAAU